Messenger RNA from Aspergillus calidoustus, 2802 nucleotides. The record is from the annotation of a GenBank genome assembly. Lineage: Eukaryota; Fungi; Ascomycota; Eurotiomycetes; Eurotiales; Aspergillaceae.
AUGUCGACCGAUCAGGCCACUGGCCCUGGUUUAGGGGACCUCGAGAAGGAGUUGACGUGCUCAAUAUGCACAGAUCUUCUAUAUCAACCGCUCACCCUUCUCGAUUGCCUCCAUACCUUUUGCGGAUCGUGUCUCAAAGAAUGGUUUUACACUCAAGGAUCUCGCCGACCCUCGUCCUCGUCCUCUCCUCGCUAUACAUGCCCCUCAUGUCGUGCCAGCGUCCGCGAGACUCGUCCAAAUGCCACCGUGACCACCCUACUGGACAUGGUGCUGACCGCCAAUCCCGAGCGAGCCAAGCCAGCUGAAGAAAGAGCCGAAAUCGAACAACGAUAUAAGCAUGGAGAGUCGAUCUUUCCUCCUGGUACAUCGCCAGGAAACAGUGCAGCGGAGUCUGAUGAGGAGGACCAGAGAAUAUUGGAGGAAAUUCGCCAGCUGAGUCUGCGAGAGACUCGGAGUCGGACGAGGACAGCGACUCAACGGACUCAGCAGUCAUCACGUACACGACGGACCGACAGUACAGAUAUCGAUGGACAAAGGGAUGAUACAAGAUCUCGCCGACGGCGAGAAGAGGAACGAGCGACACGGAGGCAGCGGGCCAAUAGACCAACUACGACUGGACCACUGGACGGCAACGCGGACCGGACGAGAAGAAUUGAACACCAGUCAAGUUUACGAUCUUUGUUGAGCCUAUCGGAUACCGAGUCUAUGGAGGAGGAAAUUUUACGCCAGAUCUUUGAGGAGGGGUUGUUGGAUGAUAUUGACUUGGACAACCUCGAGCCAGGGCAGGAAGAGGAGCUCAGUGAGCGCAUUGCGGACGCAUAUCGACGAAGGCAUAUGUUACGUGCCCGUUCGCAGCGGCGCCAGGAUACUCCUGACCAACCCCGGGCCCAAAGGCAAACUCACGCGCGAUCACAAUCCAUGCAAAGACCACAAACAUCCACAUCGCAAGAAGCCAACAAUAGCCCGUCUACCGCGAGGCCAUCCCGACUUGGACCUCCUACAUCACGGCCGGGGCCUUCCAAUCACCAGAGGCACCUCUCAGAACAAGGCGGACCCCGUCGAAGGAGGAUGUCCCCAGUGCCCCAUAACCCAGCGUCCUCGUCAGACGUCACACUCGGGCCCGCUGUCAGGUCAUCCAGUGAUAUAAUACCGGAUCGUCCCCGCAAUAGUCACUCCCGUUCGCAGCCAGCAGACUCCCCUGCGCCAAGGUCUCGACGUGCUACUUCGUCUGGCCAAAGCGCCUUGAAUGUCGCAGUCGGUGACACAACUAGGACUUCGAGUCAUACCCGCAUAAGAUCCUCAAUUGAUUCCCCAAGAGUGAAUCUGGCAGGACGGAGUCCUCUAGAAAGCCUCAGCUCUCUACGCCUGAGAAAUGGCACAUCCGAGAUAUCUGAAACUAGCUCUGUUGUAGCGGAAGUCAAUGGUCCGGCUAGACAAGAAGCACGCGCCCGACCAUCAUCAUCUCGUUCUCAUGCGCCACCGCAGCCUGCUAACUCAUCACUGGAGCCGAGCAUUUCCUGUGAGCGCUGUGGAAAGCCCAAUAUACAAUACGAACUGCACAAGACUUGUCUGCAGUGUAAGGGUGGCAACUACCACAUAUGUCUCAGAUGCUAUCGCCUGGGACGCGGGUGUCUGGAGUGGAAGGGAUUUGGAGCAACGGCACAGGCUGAGCUCGGGAAGAUUAGAGGACAACCAAGGGAGCAGCAAAGCCAGACAGGAACUUCUCAGCAUAUUCUACAAUCCUUCAAAUACUUUCGACCACCCGACGCAGCCCAUCGGUUCAUGAGAGACGGAAGGCAGAUGACAACAGAUGAUCCUGCUCGCAGACUGCAACAGGGGCUUUUUUGCGAUUCUUGCCAAUCGUCCGCAAAUGAUGGGAUUUGGAGAUGCAAUCAAUGCAAUGAAGGGGAUUGGGGAUUUUGCAAUACGUGUGUUAACCAGGGGAAAUGCUGUACGCACCCAUUACUCCCGAUCUGCCGCAUUGGACCCGGAAGUCAAGUACAAGAUCAAUCCGGGAGUGACGACAAAACGGAAAUAAUCAAGAUCCUGACAAUAUCCACUUGCUGCGACAUCUGCACCAAUCCUAUUCCGACCUCGACACUUCGAUUCCAUUGUCUACGAUGCAAUGGCGGUGACUACGACCUGUGCGCCAACUGCUAUUUGAAACUCGUCGCUAUCAAUAAGGUCCGCAAAGAGGACGGCCUAAAUGGUUGGCGUCGUUGUGCUCGGGGCCACCGCAUGGUUGUCGUAGGGUUCGAAGACUCGCCAGAAGGUCCACGCCGAAUCAUCGCGCGCAACCUUGUUGGCGGCCACGCCCUCAAGGAGAACCACCUCCCACCAAUCUCGCCCCCAAUCCAAGCCACUUCCAACACACCCGGCACGCCUACAUCAGAAACAUCAUCGACAGUGGGUGACUGGAGCUGGAAAGAAGGAUCUGAACGUCGAAAGAAAGCCUCCCGAAUCCGAUCAGCCUGGAAUAACGAGCGGGACCGAGAUCAUCGCUCUCCGAAUUCUGACCCGAGCACACCAACCUCUCUAAAUCCCGGAUCACCUCAGAGCCCCGGCACGGCUACCAUUCUGAACAGCCGUCGCUUCCCGCCAGAUGGCGGCGUCGGCCUGAUCGUCCACGCAAUGUGGUCCUGGAUCCCCGAAGAAGGCGUCCACGACGAACUAAUGUUCCCGCGAGGUGCGGAAAUCACCGAGGCCGAAAAUAUCAACGAUGACUGGUACUGGGGCUGCUAUGCCGGGAUGACGGGCCUCUUUCCCGGGUCGCAUGUUACUGUGGUCGGGGAGAUUGUCUAG